Molecule: messenger RNA, 3716 nt
Organism: Limulus polyphemus (Atlantic horseshoe crab)
Lineage: Eukaryota; Metazoa; Arthropoda; Merostomata; Xiphosura; Limulidae
Exons: 13
Coding region: 1-3705 (1234 amino acids)
Biological process (GO): meiotic chromosome separation; proteolysis
Cellular component (GO): mitotic spindle; cytoplasm; nucleus
Molecular function (GO): cysteine-type endopeptidase activity
Source: RefSeq, a predicted model, not a curated record
AUGUCAAAUGAUUCAAAGCAAAAGAGUGUAGAAAAUGUUGAUCUGUUUGUUGGUCGUUUGAUGCGGGCAUGUGGUACCCUGCUUCAGGAAAAUGCUGAUCUUACAACAUCAGAAGCUGAAGAAAUAGCUAUAGCUGUAAAGUUAAGUUGUGAGGUCUUCCAAACAAGAAGUAAUUUAGGAAGUGAAGGAGCACAACUUGCAUUUUCACUUUACCACAUCAUUAUUGGACUUCUACGAAUGAAAUGUUAUGAGUGGGCUAUUCUGUUGGCUGUGCAGUUGAAAUCUUUUUUGAUGAACUCUGAUAACAAAAUAGUUUCAACAGUAGUCCACAAUUGCUAUGUCAUCUUUUGGAACUCUGCCGUCGAAGUCGAACAAAAAUCUGAAAAACUUUUCUUAGAAGAUGGCAGACAUCACCAGGCUUUGCAGCUACGCUGCACAGCUUUACAGUUCUUGUGUUUUAAAGUUGAAGAAGCUAAAAAUGUUGCAGAAAAAACACACAAAGCCAUGUUGUGGUUCCUUGCCAAUUCUAACAGUCAACAAGGGCUAGAACCUGAUCUUGUUAAUAAGUUUUUUUCUUCCAUCUUGCAGUCAAUUGGUCGAAGUGUGAUAAAACACAAUGAUUCUUGUCUGUCUUUGGUUUCUGUGCUAUUGGGGGUUUUGCUGGAUUGGAAUAUCACCAUGUAUCGUCAUUGCAGCAAUUCAUCUUAUAAGUUCAAGUUAACUUCACAGUGGAUUUCCAUUAAGAAAGACCUUACUUCAACUGAUAUAGAGGAAGUUUCUAGGCUCUUAAAUAAGUGCACUGAGCUAGUAGAUGCUGUCACUCAAGUUCUGAUCCCACAGGACUCCUAUUUAGAGGAACGAAAAAGAAGUUUGAAGCAAGUGGACAGUAAUCAGAGUAUUGUAGAAUUAAUUGGUUCUGAAUUUUCAAGAACAGAUUUGUUUCUACAGGCACUGGAGAGUUGUUCAAGUAUAGUUUUUGAUUUCGUCAAAGAGCUUGGAAAUAGUGAAUCUAAUACUCAAUGCUCUCCUGAAAUAUCUCUUGGUAUCCUACCUGUCUUGAAGCUGCACAUGAAGUUAUUGAUGAAGCAACAAGAAGCUGAUCUUCUAUCUGUGAAUCAGCUUUUAACACAAACACAUUGUAAGGUUUUUACUGCAAGUCUUCGACUUCUUAGAGAAUUGGUCUACCAGUCACAAGAAAGCAAGACCUGGAAAGCUGUUAUGGAAGAUGUCUUGGAAGAAGCAAAGAAUGUAGAAAACGGACUGGACCACUGUGUUGGUGAUUCUAAUAGCUUCAGCAAUUCUCUCAUGCUAUCAGGAACUGAAGCUGGAAAUCUCGGAAUCAUAUUUUUCAAUCAAAGCUGCUAUCAAGAGGCUGUACCAUUUCUCAACUUUAGUUGUAAAUGCCUUACUUCCUUGGUUGAAACAUCAGACCUGACAUCUGAAGUCAAGAAAUCGUGCACAGACAGUCUGUUUAAAAGGUUUGAACUUCUUGCUCAGUGUUACUGUCAGAUAGGAGAUUUGAAGGAGGCUUUAGCAUCAGUUGUGAAAGGUCUAAAGUGGAACAUAAACAAACUGAAUACAGCAAUUGAGAUUUGGCUAAAAGUUAAGAGAGAAGCAUUUAGAAAAAACAACAAAGAGAUUAUAAAAAUAACUACCCAACAUCAGUUAGAUAAUUCAGGUAUAACAAUAGAUAGGCUAGUCCAAGUGGAGUUACUUCAAGCAGAAUUAAUAGGCUACAAAGGUGAAAGGUAUGACACAAUUGAUGCUUGUUAUGCUGUAGUCCUUGAACUCCUACAAAUUAGUGAGACUAAUCUUGAAAAAGGCUUCGUUCUAACAGAAUUGGCAGAAUUAAUCUGGAGUCAUAAUUUUCCUUUCAAAUGGACUGCAGCUGAAUGUUGCCAGAGGGCUAUUGAUUUGCUGGAAGAAAUUAUCAAAAUGGAUGCUUUAUCUGAGUUUCAGAUGGUACAAGUUAAACUGCAGCUGGCUAGCUCCUAUUUCUGGUUGUAUGAGACAAGAGUUCAGGAAUUACAAAAAGCUUCUCAGGAAGAAGUAAAAAAAUCCCCCAUAAUUUCAUUAGAAGAUAAGCAGGAAGCCAACCAACUACCACGAGGAGAUGAAGAUGAUAAAGAUGAUGUUUGUGAUAUUAACCCUGCUUAUCCUCAUGUCAAUCUCCAACUAGAAAUUGAAUCAUUGAAACCCUUGGACAGUGCUCUAGAUCUAUGGAAAGAUGUUUUUCUGACAAAAAAUGGUGUUCAACAAUCUAUUAUUAAAGACAAACAGAUUAUAGAGUACAUCAAAUGUGCAGCUGAGUCGUAUGCAGUUUUACAGCAUGUUUAUCAAGAAAUUCAAGCCUUACUUGUCCUCCAGCAAUCAUCCCAUCUACUAAAUAAUCAGUCUGAAGAGAUUUAUUCAAUAAGCCGGCUUGUUCACGUUUUGUCAAAAUUUAGAAUGUUGGAUGUAGCAGAAACUUUAGUGAAGAGAGGAGAAGAUCUUCUGAAAGAAAUAACAGAUGCUAAACUCUUAAGUUUACAGUUGCUGCCCUUAUUGCAAUCAAGGUUUACAUUGGCUUACUUAGAGUUUCUCUACCAUUCAGGAAAGUUUGAUACAGGCCGUGAGUUGUUGAAGCGGUGUGAAAGUUCUCCACUUUGGGAGAAAAACACCAAAACAACUAUGCUUCUCCAAGCUGAAGCAAAACUGGUAGCCUGUCUCUUCAACUUACUGCCAUCAUCAGCAUUCAGCAGUAGUUCUAUUCAGAGAGGUGAUUGUGCUUCCAAAAAUAAGCUAUUUCCUGAAAAUCCCAUUGUUCUAGCUUUAGAUGCAUGGAAGCUCUGUAUGGGACUAAUCAAGUAUUUGUCUUCAGCAGAAGCACAGAAAUCUUACAAAGACUAUCUCAGCUACAAACCUGCACUUCUGCAUACAUUGUUAAGUUCCACAAUAUUGGUUGGUCAGCUAUAUAUAGAUAUUGGUGCACCUAGAGAGGCUCGUUGUUACUUAAAAGAUACUCUAAAAGUUGCACAGGAAAUGGCAUUGGCUUACAGAUCGGCAGAAUUUCUUCUGACCCUUGCUAAUCUGGAUGCCGUUUGUGAAAACAUUAAUGAUUGCAAAGUGAAGUUGAAUGGUGUUGAAUAUAUUUUACACACUAGUCUACCAGCAACUUCUGUUAAUUCCGAAGCAGCAAGAGAAAAAAAUGAACUGAGUGAGGGAAGUGAUGAAGAGGACUUUCUGGUAAGAAGACCAGGCCGUAGUUUGCGAGGCACAGUACGAGAACAACUACUUCAUGGCCGUCGAGAAACAGAAUCCUCUCCUAUUUCACAGCAACAUGUCAAGACUUCUAUACCAACUCAGUGGGAACAUUCCAUAAGCUGCUGUUGUAAUCUUUGCCAACAUAUAAAACUACAUUCUUUGGAGCUAGAGAUAGUGGGUCUUCAAGCUUACUGUUUAGCUGUGAUGGGGUCUCGCUCCCGGGCUAUUAGGUGGUUGAAAAAUAUUUUGAAACUAGUAACUUUUCUAGCUGACAAGGUGGAUUUUCUUCUCACCUCUGCUGUCAAAAUGAUUUCCAUUGACAAUAAUGUGUCAAAUAAACAAAAGUAUGGAAAAACAAAGCCUGUUAUUAAAAUACCUCUUUAUUUUUACUUCCUUUGUCUAAAAUUAGGAGUCAACUUGCUAAAUUUUAUAUAUCUGAUGGAAAUCAUCAGUGGGCUCUAGAAGAGAUUAAA